AGAACCAUGGCAACAAAAUUUCCCUUGGUAACCCCACGAGGGUGGGUGGGUGUUUCAGUAAGAAAUCAACAACUUCUAAAUGCUUCUUUUAUUAAAUCCUAAUCAUGUCAAGUACAUAUUUUAAUGAGAUUUGGCAUCAGGCUCAACAUGAAUGCGAAUUGUUAAGUACAAUCGACUAUGAGCGUCAGCAUCAGGACUUGGACACAACGGUCGGAUCGAUUAAUGCCGCUGUGGGAUCUGUAGCAGCCGAUGCCGAUGCCAAGGCUUUGCUCCAGGCAAGUCUUUAUGAGUUCUAUUUGCGUUAUAUUUGCCUGAGCAAUCGAUUGGAGGAUGUCUACGAUAAUAUGAUACAACCGCAAAAGCGGCAACUGGUGCGAAAGCUCCUGGAUGCCUGUUUGGGUCGUGUGAUAGAGCUCAAGCAUGAUCUAGUUAAUAUUGACUUGAUGGAGUUUAGCUACAAUGAUGAUGUGGUCGAACGAUUGCGUCUAACCCCUAUGGAGACGGAAUUGAAGAUUCCGAGAUAUUUUUUACGUGAACGAGAACAGGAAUUGGAAUUCCGUAAGCGAGCAAUGCACGAAAUCCUUUUGAAGUUGGGUUGGUUAGAGGAGCACGAGAUGGAGGAGACUGUGACAACGGAAAUUGAGGCCAUUCGGUUGCUCCAGAUGCAUGAGAGGGCCCGUCAGGGUCGUCUGCGUGCGCACUUUAUGAAGGAGAUUCGUAUACUAAAGGAGAAGGGCAAAUCCGAAGAGCGUAGCGAAAAGGAAAGGAGUGAUUCCGGACUCCUGGCGGCUAUGAAAAUACAAAAGAUGUGGCGUGGACACACAGCACGACGUAUAACGCGGCGCCGAAAGAUGGAAGAGAUGAUUUUAAUUGGCAUGCUGCCACCACCGGCUGCAGUGGUUAGGGAGCGAGCCGAGAAGCUUGAGAAAUUACAGCACAACGAGAAGCGCUAUGAGGCCCAGGUUGUGUAUGCAGAGCAGUACGAGGCACGGCAAAGGGUAUUACUAGAGGAGAUCAGGCAGAAACAUGGAGCAUCCAUAAAAGAAGACAUUGCCGAUGAGAUUCGGGCUUGGAUCAAGGAUUGCUAUGAAAAAACAGGCAAGCUGCCAGAUUUUCCUUCGGAAGAUCAGGGCGGAUCUUUGCACAUCUUUAGCAGACCUGGGACAGAGAGCGAGCAUAGUAGGUCCUCGGCACGAUCAUCAAAGGAAUCGCGCAAAACAAAAGAUAAAUCCAAGUCGCCGGCCCGCAGUGGAGAUUUAAACGUAAACGAGAACCAAGAGGAAGAAAUAAGCUUUCAACCGGCGCAAUCAGUAGUCCUGCCCGACAUCCGCGCUGAAAUUGAUCUCUUUAAUGACACCUGGCGAGACAAAGACGAGACGGGUGUGAUUAGCCAGGCAGCAUAUGAGGAUAUGAUUUACUCUGACAAGUAUCAAGAAGUCGAAUUGGAAUUCAGACGGGCCGUGGAUGAUGUGAUGCGUCAGGAGAUUGAAUUGCUCCAAACGGCUGUGGGUAAGAAGAUUAAGAAAAGCAGCAAAAAGACGCGACGUUCUGGCAAGAAAAACAAAAAGAAAAAGGAGAAGGAUUUGACUCCAGAUCGUACUACUGAAUCGCUAUAUGAGGAGUUGGUGACCAAUGGCAUCAUUCGCAAAUAUCCUGAGAUAAACCUAAAGCAAUUUCUCGGUGACAAGGCUUUAACUGCUCGCAACGGAACCAAUCCAUCGCCAGGGGAUAUACGUCAGAUUCUCACCGAGUACUGUAUCCUACCAAUGGGAUCGGAAGCAAUACAUAAUUCCACCCCAUUAAUACGGUCUGUAUUGCUGGCCGGUCCACGAGGAUCGGGAAAGAAGGCACUUCUCCAUGCCAUUUGUACUGAGGUGGGUGCUGUGCUUUUUGAUCUGACACCUGCAAACAUUGUGGGAAAAUAUCCUGGCAAAUCUGGUCUGAUCAUGCUGAUACAUUUGGUGCUUAAAGUCUCACGACUGCUGCAACCAGCCGUCAUCUACAUGGGCGAUGCAGAGCGUCCGUUUAUGAAGAAAAUUCCGAAAACAGAUCGCACUGAUCCCAAGCGUCUAAAAAAGGAUUUGCCCAAGCUAAUUAAAAACAUUGCUCCCGAAGAUCGUGUCAUUUUCGUGGGUACAACAAAUCUGCCUUGGGAAGCCGAUCAAAAACUUCUUCAAUCGGUUUAUAACCGUUUCAUUUAUAUACCACGUCCGGAUUAUGGAGCCAUGUCGCAAGCUUGGAAGAUAUUGCUUCAGCAGUAUUCUGGUGGCCAGUCCAAUUUGGAUACCAGUGCUAUGGCGAAAAUAUCUGAUGGCUAUACUAUUGGAUCCAUUGAUGCAUGUCUCAAGGAAGUGAUGACAUGCAAACGUAAACUUCAAUUGCGAACUCAGCCGUUGACCAAUGCCGAACUAAUUAAUGUCCUUUGCUCUCGCGAUCCCGUUUAUCGCGAGGAGGAAGAAGCGUUUGAGUCGUGGUGGUCAAAAACGCCGCUGGGUCGUCGGCGUCAAAGAUUUCUAGAGCUGGAAGAAGAGCGCCUUAUCGAGGAGCAGGCCCAGGCAGCCAAACAGGGAAAUGGCAACAAAAAGAAAGGACAAAACUGA
Molecule: messenger RNA, 2600 nt
Organism: Drosophila willistoni
Lineage: Eukaryota; Metazoa; Arthropoda; Insecta; Diptera; Drosophilidae
Product: dynein regulatory complex protein 11
Exons: 5
Coding region: 105-2600 (831 amino acids)
Molecular function (GO): protein binding; ATP hydrolysis activity; ATP binding
Source: RefSeq, a predicted model, not a curated record